Messenger RNA from Condylura cristata (star-nosed mole), 1974 nucleotides. RefSeq names its product prickle homolog 3 (Drosophila) (gene PRICKLE3). The transcript has 9 exons. The record is from RefSeq and is a predicted model, not a curated record. Gene Ontology annotation, molecular function: zinc ion binding. The coding region runs from base 49 to 1905 and encodes 618 amino acids. NCBI's taxonomy places the organism in Eukaryota, Metazoa, Chordata, Mammalia, Eulipotyphla, Talpidae.
GAUUCCAUCCGCCUGACCCGGCCCAGCUUGACCCUACGCGGGUGCGCCAUGUUCGCGCGUGGGUCCAGGAGGCGCCGCUCCGGGCGCGCGCCACCAGAAGCCGAAGACCCAGACCGUGGCCAACCCUGCAACUCCUGCAGGGAACAGUGCCCCGGCUUCCUGCUGCACGGCUGGAGAAAGAUCUGCCAGCACUGCAAAUGCCCACGGGAGGAGCACGCGGUACAUGCAGUGCCUGUGGACCUGGAGCGCAUCAUGUGUCGGCUGAUCUCAGACUUCCAGCGCCACUCCAUCUCUGACGACGACUCUGGCUGUGCCUCUGAGGAGUAUGCCUGGGUGCCCCCAGGUCUCAAGCCUGAGCAGGUAUACCAGUUUUUCAGCUGCCUCCCAGAGGACAAGGUUCCCUAUGUCAACAGUCCUGGGGAGAAAUACAGAAUCAAGCAGCUGCUGCACCAGCUGCCCCCACACGACAGUGAGGCACAGUACUGCACAGCCCUGGAAGAGGAUGAGAAGAAAGAGCUCAGGGCUUUCAGCCAGCAGAGGAAGAGGGAGAAUUUGGGGCGCGGAGCUGUGCGCAUCUUCCCGGUGACCAUCACUGGCGCCAUCUGUGAAGAGUGCGGGAAGCAGAUUGGAGGUGGAGACAUCGCAGUAUUUGCCAGCCGGGCAGGCCUAGGGGCUUGCUGGCACCCACAGUGCUUUGUGUGCUCUACGUGCCGGGAGCUGCUCGUGGACCUCAUCUACUUCUACCACGCCGGCAAGGUCUACUGCGGUCGCCACCAUGCUGAACGCCUGCGCCCACGCUGCCAAGCCUGUGAUGAGAUCAUCUUCUCCCCUGAGUGCACAGAGGCCGAGGGCCGGCACUGGCACAUGGGUCACUUCUGCUGCUUCGAGUGUGAAGUGUCGCUGGGAGGGCAGCGCUACGUCAUGCGUCAGAGCCGCCCCCACUGCUGCGCCUGCUAUGAAGCCCGCCAUGCCGAGUACUGUGAUGGCUGUGGAGAGCACAUCGGCCUGGACCAGGGACAGAUGGCUUAUGAAGGCCAGCACUGGCACGCCUCAGACCGCUGCUUCUGCUGUAAUCACUGCGGGCGGGCCCUUCUGGGCCGCCCCUUCCUGCCGCGCCGUGGGCUGAUCUUCUGCUCUCGAGCCUGCAGCCUGGGUUCAGAGCCCACUGCACCGGGGUCUGGCCGCCGCAGCUGGAGCCCAGGCACGGUGUCCUCACUGCUCGCAGCCUCCACAGCCUCUUUCUCCACCGUAGAAGGGGCGAAUGAGACGGCCACCAAAGGCACCAGUACGGAAUCGGCGCCUGAUGCAGUCCCUGAGGAACCUGCCCGCUUUCUGAGAGGGGCCCCCCAUCGCCACUCUAUGCCUGAGUUGGGUCUCCGAAGUGCCCCUGAAGCACCCCCAGGGUCACCCGGCAGGUCGGACCCAUGCCCAGAAGAUGGUGCUUUCGGUCGCCAGAGCACCCCACGUGUCAGUUUCCGAGACCCUCUGGUGUCUGAGGGAGGCCCUCGGAGGACCCUGAGUGCACCCCCAGCCCAGCGCCGCAGGCAGCGUAGCCCCCCACCCAGGGCCCCUAGUAGGCGCCGCCACUGCCACCGCCGCCGCCACCGCCAUCACCACCAUCACCGCCACCACUCUGGCAGACGCCGCCACCAUCAAUGCGACUUGGGAUCAGGAUCGGACUCUGGAUCUUGCUCCAGCUCACCCUCCAGCCACAGUUCCGAGUCCUCCGAGGAUGAUGGCUUCUUCCUAGGGGAACGUAUCCCGCUGCCCCCACACCUAUGCAGGCCUAUGUAUGCUCAGGGCACUGCAACUGAGAACCCCAAUACCCCAUCUCCACAGCUUCCCCGGGACUCCCGCUCAAGGAUGUCUCGCCAGACCAGAGACAAGAACUGCAUCGUGGCCUGAAGGCAAAGCAAUCCUGGGGGGGGGGGGAUCUCCAUUCAAGUCAGUGUAGAUAACGGCCCACUCCCAAUC